CCUACAGUAUGACAUUGCACUGCUGUUCAAGGGCCACUCCCCUUUACCUGAAGCAAAACAGUUAUUCUGGUGUACUGUUCGUUGAGGUAUACACAAUAGGAACUCAGUCUAGUGUGAGAGUAACAGACAGGAAAAGGCUUCAGUUUCAGAGAAAAAAGUGCUGAGACGCUGAGACAGACACUCUUCUGCUUGCUGAUAGUGUUUUCUGCUGCUUUUCUGAACUGUCAAGAGGACAGGAAUAGCCAGCCCAUGGAAAUGCCAGAAAUGGAUGUUGACCUUUCUCUCUUCGUUGAAUUCCUCAACUUCACUUAUCCUCCCAUAGACGAGCUCAUGGGGGUCCCUUGUAACGUCUCUAUCCUGGGCUUGAGCAGUGUUGGUCUAAUGAUCACCUAUAUCGCUGUGUUCAUCUUCAGUGUGCUGGGUAACAGUGUAGUCAUCUACGUGGUGUGCUGCAUGGCUAGGGGCCGGACCACCACAGACGUCUAUCUGAUGCACCUGGCAAUGGCUGACCUCCUCUUCUCCUCGACCCUCCCCUUCUGGGCCGUCUAUGUCUACUCCCACUGGAUUUUCGGUACCUUCCUCUGCAAGUUCCUGUCUGGCCUCCAGGAUGCUGCCUUUUAUUGUGGGGUUUUCCUGUUAGCGUGCAUUAGUGUGGACCGCUACCUGGCUAUCGUGAAGGCCACGCGGGCACUGGCCCAGCGGCGCCACCUGGUGGGGUUGGUGUGCGGAGCCGUGUGGCUGGGGGCGGGGCUACUCUCGUUGCCCGUGGCACUCCAACGGGAGGCUAUCCAACCUGAGGAUCUUGAAGGCCAGAUCAUCUGCUUUGAGAACCUGACUGCGGCGAGCAGCGAUCGGUGGCGGGUGGGUGUGCGGGUGAUUCGCCACGUGCUGGGCUUCUUCCUGCCACUGUCGGUCAUGGUCGUCUGCUACAGCUGCACUGCAGCGACGCUGUUCCGUGGCGUGCGCAACGGCGGCCAGAAGCACAAGGCCAUGCGCGUCAUCCUGGCCGUGGUGCUGGCGUUCGUGGCUUGCUGGCUGCCGCGCAACAUCAGCGUGCUGGUAGACACGCUGAUGCGGAGCGGCUCGCUGGGCGAGGAGACGUGUGAGUUCCAGAACAAGGUGAGCGUGGCGCUGUAUGUGACUGAGGUGAUGGCCUUCACGCACUGCGCCGUCAACCCCGUGCUGUAUGCCUUCAUCGGGCAGAAGUUCCGGAACCAGCUCUUGGUGGUGCUCCACAAGCAUGGGCUGAUCAGCAAGAGGUUGAUGGUGGCGUACCGCAGUGGCUCAGUCAACAGCACGGCCAGUCAAAGGUCUAGGAACACCUCUGUUACCCUGUAAGGUUUCAGUAAUCAGGGGGUGGUGUGGAAGGGGUGAGUUUCACUGGUUCCUCACAACGUAUGGUCAGGGGUGCGGGCAUGGCGAGAAACUUGUUCUUCAUGUUCUAGGGGUGUGUGUGUGUGUGUGUGUGUGUGUGUGUGUGUGUGUGUGUGUGUGUGUGUGUGUGUGUGUGUGUGUGUGUGUGUGUGUGUGUGUGUGUGUGUGUGUGUGUGUGUGUGUGUGUGUGGUCUGUGGUAGAGGUUGGGGGCAUGGAUGAUUCUAUUGUAUAGGUCCAAUCCAAUGUUUUUCAUGUGAUGCUUCAAUGCUUGCUAAGUAUAAACAACAUACAUGUCAAGGCCUAAUGUGUAUUAAAUCUUCAUAUUGCAACUUUUUCUUUGUCAAUGCCUGAAAUAACUAUUUGAGAAGAGCCGGAACAUUGUGAUAUUUUUCAAGUGAUGACCUGAUAAUGAAAGUCUUAUCUACCAAAACAGAGGGAAAUAGUUACGUGGGCGAAAUGACUCAAUCUGUAUUGCAAAAGAUGUUGCCAUAUUUUCGCUCUGUUUACUUGCAUCCUCAUUCCUCAAUGACCACCACUGCAUCUCUCACUUACCUCCUCAAUUGCAUAAUUGGAUCAAUCUGCUGUAUAGGUCUAUGGGUCGUUCCACGAACAGAGUGCAGUUUAUGUCCCUCAGACAUUGUGUUUACAUUUAGAUAAAACACUCAAUUUAAGAGUUGGAUCACAUACAUCUCUAACUAAACCAUGUUGAAAUUUCCAAUAGUACCCUUACAGAAAAAACAUGCACUUCACAUGUGAACGCAUGUGAUAUCGUGAUGAUCACAUGAUUAAAUGUGAAGUUAAUGUGAUAACAUGCAUGUGAAGCAAAAUGUGAUAGCAUAAAACUGCACGUGAUAGCAUGAUCUCAUGUGAACUGUAACAUCUCUGGGGUAGAUGGAUGAUUCUAUUGUAUAGGUCCAAUCCAGUUUUUUCCUUCUAAUUUUUCCUUUAUUUCACUAGGCAAUACAGUUAAGAACAAACUCUUAUU
Messenger RNA from Oncorhynchus mykiss (rainbow trout), 2360 nucleotides. Its product is annotated as C-X-C chemokine receptor type 1. Lineage: Eukaryota; Metazoa; Chordata; Actinopteri; Salmoniformes; Salmonidae. The record is from RefSeq and is a predicted model, not a curated record. Gene Ontology annotation, biological process: immune response; neutrophil chemotaxis; positive regulation of cytosolic calcium ion concentration. Gene Ontology annotation, molecular function: C-C chemokine receptor activity; C-C chemokine binding. Gene Ontology annotation, cellular component: external side of plasma membrane; membrane.